GUUUUGGUUUGUUGAUUUUACGGCGGCUGGUACGGACUGCAGCUCAAUCGGUUUGCUUUUCCUGCGCUUGCGGACGAUGUCUGGAACUGGCGACGUCCAUCGUUAAGACUUCCUGAGCAUAUCGUUAUCACGCGAAGCCGAUGCGAUGGCGAUUCAAGAAAUGACGACGGAUGUUUGGUCGAUCGUUGAGCGGUUCGUAAUGUUUCACGAGGCCGGUGAAUCCAUAAAUCAGGAGAAGGCUGAUGCCGUCGCGAACUUGCUGCAGCGAAAGGAAGUAGCUUCCGUCUUGGCACCUUGGUUCUUGCACGAGUACGACAAGCAACUGCGACGGGACAUCAUCCCGAGGUUUUGGUCCAGUUUCAAGUCAGUGCCCAAGUCGAACCUGAAGGAUACAAGGGCCACUUUUAGAAGAGCGGUUACCGAAUUGCACGCGACAAUAGAAAAGUGCCUGUCAAGUGCCCAAUUCAUCGCCUCCACGCAAGUAAGGCAGGGCGGCGACGAUGCAACAGAAGCCGUCACAGCUCCUCGAUGCUCUAUUUUAGACUCUGUGUACGAUAGUCUGCAGGAAGCAUUGCAGCUGUCUGUGCCACCAGAGUUCAACCAAGUCUUGUUGAAGUUUUACUCUGCUGCAUUCCGGGCAUUUCAUCAUGUUGCAGGGGAAGAUGAUGGAAACGAUCAAUACGAAUGCACCGGGUGUGAGCUUGACGCUGACAACUGUGAAUGCUCGCUCCUUCUUGAUGACUUCGAGAAUAUUAACAAGAAAUUGCACGAUCUUCGCUUGCUAGAUGCUGUCGUCCGAGAUGCCGUUUCAACGGUUGCAUACAAGUACAUAGAAAAGCACAUACAAAGCACCUGCAGGGGCAACUUUGAAAGCAGAUUCUUGGAUAAUCUGGAGAAGUGGCUUACCACAACCGUGAUGGAGUGGUUCCGAUUGCUGUACAAAUACGAAACUGGGCCCGAGACAGAUGCAGCACUUAGGUCUCUAGAGGACCACCUGCGGUAUUUCUUGUACGACACCUAUGUCAUGGCCCGUGUGGACCAGCUCUUCAACAUUAUCAUAGAGUUUCCCGAAUCUCAAGCUGCCCUGGAAGACCUGAAGGAUUGCCUUGAAAGGACAGACCUAAAGUCGAAAGUUAUUCAUUCUUUAAAGAGCUCCAUGGAAAGGAGACUCUUGCAUCCAGGAGUGGAAACAACCCAGAUAUUGACUGCCUAUAUAUCAGCCAUCAAGGCACUGCGUGUUCUUGACCCGACGGGAUACAUUUUGCAGCUUGUCUGUGAGCCUGUGUGCAAGUAUUUGAGGACACGCGAAGACACGGUGAGGUCUAUAGUCUCGAACUUGACAGAUGACAGCUGUGCGGAGCUUGAAGCGGAGCUCGUCAAGUUCACACCGAUUUCUGUUGAAGACAGCUGCAUGAGUGAUGACGACGACGAAGACUGGCAGAACUGGCGGCCAGCCCCACUUGGCAAUGAACAGGCAGUGCAGGUGUCGAAAGGUGCACGUACUUCCGAUAUAGUCAGUAUGCUGGUGAACAUCUACGGAAGCAAGAAGCUGUUUGCAUCUGAAUAUCAGGUGCUGCUAGCCAACCGCCUGUUGUCAGGCACGUGCGCUGACACCGAGCGUGAGGUCCGUUACCUUGAGUGCCUCAAGCUGCGCUUUGGCGAGGCCCAGCUGCACGCCUGUGAAGUGAUGCUGAGAGACUUGGCCGACUCUCGCCGUUUCAACGCCCACCUGGCAUCCGGUGACAUCCCGGGCUACACCGAAGGGGAGGUGGAUGUGUCAGCAAUUGUGGUGUCAGCUCAAUUCUGGCCAACUUUCAAGGACGAGAAGCUGGUGCUGCCAGCACCUGUGCAGGCGUCACUCGACCGCUACACGCGUGCCUUCGAGACCAUCAAGGGCAACCGCACCUUGCAGUGGCGCCCAAAUCUGGGUCAAGUGGUCCUCGAAAUCGACACUGGCACCCGCACCCUGCAGCUCACCGUGUCACCCAUGCAUGCCACGCUCAUCUACCACUUCCAGGAGAAGCCACGGUGGACAUUGGAUGAGCUGAGUGCGGUGACCCAGGCAUCGUCAACACUCGUGCGUCGCAAACUGGCCCUGUGGCAGGGUCAGGGAAUCCUGUGGGAAGAGUCACCUGGCGUGUUCGCUCUGGGAAGCCACGGAGGCUCGACGGGGGGCGGCAACAUCCCACCUCAGCCCUUGGAGUUGGACGAGGAUGAAGAGGAGACUCCUUCGGCCAUGGCGUCCACCCAAGACCAGAAGGAGAGCGACCUUCAGAUCUACUGGUCCUACAUAGUGGGCAUGCUGACAAACCUGGAAUCGCUGAAGCUGGAUCGCAUUCACACAAUGCUCAAGAUGUUUGCCAUGCAGACCCCUUCGACAGCAGAGCUGACUGAGCAGGAACUGCGGCAUUUUCUUGAUGGCCAAGUCUCCAAACAAAAGCUGCUGUAUUCCGGCGGACACUAUAGGCUGCCAAAAUCAGAUAGCCAGUAAAACAAAACAAAA
Molecule: messenger RNA, 2503 nt
Organism: Rhipicephalus sanguineus (brown dog tick)
Lineage: Eukaryota; Metazoa; Arthropoda; Arachnida; Ixodida; Ixodidae
Gene: morula
Product: anaphase-promoting complex subunit 2
Exons: 14
Coding region: 146-2491 (781 amino acids)
Biological process (GO): ubiquitin-dependent protein catabolic process
Cellular component (GO): anaphase-promoting complex
Molecular function (GO): ubiquitin protein ligase binding
Source: RefSeq, a predicted model, not a curated record